Messenger RNA from Mauremys reevesii (Reeves's turtle), 4732 nucleotides. RefSeq names its product Rho GTPase activating protein 44 (gene ARHGAP44). Gene Ontology annotation, molecular function: GTPase activator activity; protein binding. The record is from RefSeq and is a predicted model, not a curated record. The transcript is spliced from 23 exons. Gene Ontology annotation, cellular component: intracellular anatomical structure; presynaptic active zone; postsynaptic density. Lineage: Eukaryota; Metazoa; Chordata; Testudines; Geoemydidae. Bases 263 to 3214 code for a protein of 983 amino acids. Gene Ontology annotation, biological process: signal transduction; regulation of actin cytoskeleton organization; neurotransmitter receptor transport, endosome to postsynaptic membrane.
GCAGGAGGGGCGCGGAGCCGCGCCAGCUCCAUGCCGCAGGAUGCGCUGAGCGGGGGGUGGGAGCUGCCGCCGCCGCCGCCCGGGAGCAUCGCAGCGCGGCCGCACGCGGGGCCGGGAUGGAGGCGGUGAGACGCUGCCGGCCCCAGGCUGCCCGCUCCGCCCGCCGCCGCCGCCGCAGCGCCCGAGCCGCCGCGCUCCCGUCGGGAGCCAUGUAACCGCCCGGCUGCUCGCGGAUCGCCCCGGCCCCCGGCCCGCUGCCGAGAUGAAGAAGCAAUUCAACCGCAUGCGGCAGCUCGCCAACCAGACCGUGGGCAGAGCUGAAAAAACAGAAGUCCUGAGUGAAGAUCUCUUGCAGGUGGAGAAGCGGUUGGAGCUGGUGAAGCAGGUCUCCCACAGCACUCACAAGAAACUGACAGCCUGUCUGCAGGGGCAGCAAGGCGUGGAUGCCGACAAGCGCUCAAAAAAGUUACCUUUGACGACGCUAGCCCAGUGCUUAAUGGAAGGCUCCGCCAUUUUAGGGGACGACUCUCUACUGGGGAAGAUGCUCAAACUAUGCGGCGAGGCGGAGGAUAAACUAGCCCAGGAGCUCAUCCAUUUCGAGCUGGAAGUAGAACGGGACGUGAUCGACCCUCUGUUUGUGCUAGCCGAGGUGGAAAUCCCAAAUAUCCAAAAACAGAGGAAGCAUUUAGCAAAAUUAGUCCUGGACAUGGAUUCCUCACGGACAAGGUGGCAGCAGUCGGCGAAGUCAUCAGGUUUGUCGAGCAACCUGCAGCCGUCAGGUGCCAAAGCGGACGCUCUCAGGGAAGAGAUGGAGGAGGCGGCGAACAGAGUGGAGAUUUGCAGGACCAACAAGGGCCACACACAGGGCACCACUGACCAUCCUAAGAUUGCCAAUUGGAGAGGCUCAGAUGCUGAGCUGUUGAAGGACCAGCUCUCGGCUGACAUGUACAAUUUCGUGGCCAAAGAAAUAGACUAUGCAAACUACUUUCAAACAUUAAUAGAAGUGCAAGCAGAAUACCAUAGGAAAUCAUUAGCACUUUUACAGAACGUGUUGCCUCAGAUAAAAGCACAGCAGGAAGCCUGGAUCGAGAAGCCUUCCUUCGGGAAGCCGCUGGAGGAGCACCUGGCCGUCAGCGGGAGGGAGAUCGCCUUCCCGAUCGAGGCGUGUGUCACCAUGCUGCUGGAGUGCGGGAUGCAGGAGGAGGGUCUCUUCAGGGUGGCUCCUUCUGCAUCCAAGCUAAAGAAGCUCAAGGCGGCUCUCGACUGCUGCGUGGUGGAUGUGCAGGAAUAUUCAGCAGACCCCCAUGCCAUUGCAGGGGCGCUGAAGUCCUAUCUCCGAGAGCUUCCAGAGCCUCUCAUGACCUUUGAACUCUAUGACGAAUGGAUUCAAGCUUCCAAUAUCCAGGACCAAGACAAGAGGCUGCAGGCCUUGUGGAAUGCCUGCGAAAAACUGCCCAAAGCCAACUACAACAACAUCAGGUACCUGAUCAAAUUCCUAGCAAAGCUAACGGAAUACCAGGAUGCUAACAAAAUGACACCGAGCAACGUGGCGAUAGUGCUGGGCCCCAACCUCCUCUGGCCUCAAGCAGAAGGAAACAUCACAGAGAUGAUGACGACGGUGUCUCUGCAGAUCGUGGGGAUCAUCGAGCCCCUCAUCCAGCACGCCGACUGGUUCUUCCCUGGAGACAUUGAAUUCAAUUUGACUGGGAACUACGGCAGCCCCAUGCACGUCAACCACAAUGCCAACUACAGCUCCAUGCCCUCCCCUGACAUGGACCACUCGGACCGCAAGCAGCACGACCAGGCCCGGCGCCCCCUCAGCGUGGCCACGGACAACAUGAUGCUGGAGUUUUACAAAAAGGAUGGCCUUAGGAAAAUCCAAAGCAUGGGCGUCAGGGUGAUGGACACAUCUUGGGUGGCCCGCAGAGGCACCACCGUAGUUCGAAAAGCGUCCUCCACCCCGCCUGCCAUGCAGCCCCCCGCGCCGCCUUCCGAUCUCGCUGCUACUCCUCAGUCACCAAUUCCUGAGCAAUCUCUUGAUAUUUCAGCUUCUCCCUCCCCUACUCCAACUAGCUUCGGCUUCCAGCCAGGAGCCGAACGGACAAGCACGGAUGAUGUGUCGUCUAGUUGGUUGGACUCCUGUUACCACUACCCUUCCCCCGAGGACGACAGGCCCCCCCCUUACCCUUGCUAUCAGCACCUCCGCCAUUACCACCCCCAGGCUCGGCCCGAGGCCCCCUCACCACCCUAUCGGUGGUCAGGGCACAGCCAAACUCUGCCUCCCCGCUCCUCCUCCUCCUCCUCCUCUCCCAGCCCUCAGCCGCUUGACAUUAACUCGAACCCAAAGCCGUGUUUCCUUCACCUCCCCAAGCAGAGCUCCCUCACCGAAUCGCAUGCUCUCGAAACUAAUCUCUCCGCCCCCUCCAUCAAACCCCCACUUGUCUUAGCCAAACCAGACCCACCUGGCGCUCCCUACCCCUCCCUUAUGUCAGCCUCUCCCCCCUGGGUCGGCUGCGCCAGCGACAGAGGAGCCGGCCUGACUAGUACUUUAAAAACCAAGGAGCUGUCACCCGUGUCUGGGCAGAAAGGCAGCCCAAGCUCCGGUCACGUGGCCCCAUGUGGGAGCGUGCAGCAGGUGGCCAGUCCCACUCAGCAGCUGUCCACGGAGCAGAGCCCUCACACACUGCGCAAAGUUUCAAAGAAGCUGGCUCCAAUCACACCCAAGGUGCCCUACGGCCCGUCAGGCGGUAUGUCCGACCAGUCCACGGGACAGCCAUCCCCCGUCAGCCUGUCUCCCACCCCUCCGAGCACCCCUUCACCCUAUGGACUGAAUUACCCACACGGCUACUCACUGGCCUCAGGCCAGCUCUCCCCAGCUGCUGCUCCUUCCCUGUCUUCUCCUCCUUCCCUGACGAGCACUUUAACCAAGUCUCGACCCACCCCUAAGCCAAGGCAGAGGCCCACGCUGCCACCGCCACAGCCUCCCACAGCAAGCCUGACCGGCGCUAGCCCGCAGUCCAUGGAGCACACCCUGCUAGAUGACAUGUCCCCCGGGGAAAGCAUGUCCACAGAUCUCGUCCACUUUGAUGUCCCUUCUAUACACGUCGAGGUUGAUCCUGCACUCCACCAAGAUCCGCUGGAACAAACCCAGAGACAUUCCGUGGCAGGGAAAGUCGAUUCGGAAGAGGAAGAAUCGGAAAGCACCGCCCUAUGACAUAGCGUCCCCUUCCCCCAUUGACUCUCUUGUACAUACAUGUGAUCCCAUAACCACUGUGGUCCGGAGACCUUGCCAUGGCAGGGCUUGCUCUCAGUCGGGGCUCCAUUCACCAGCUACCAGUAUGAGCUGGCUGGAUGGACGUGUGUGACUUGCAGCAAACGGGGACAGCCUGUCUCCAUGGCAAAAUGCAUUUCUGGGGCAGUUUUGGUUAUUUAUUUCCAUCGGUUUGUUUCGCCUUAUCCAAACUUUGCCUUUUGACUUGGUGCCUAAGUAUCCCCCUUUCAAGCUUUCAGCCCUGUUCCAAAAAUAACCCCAACCCCCCUCCCUGCCCCCCAAACACACAUUCCCGAUUGCUCUUUGGCUUGGGGGAGGGGAGGCAGGGUGGUCACUGCAGUAACGGUGCCCAGUGGGUUCGGCUCGUUGGCUUCCACCAGUGUCCCUUUGCCUGGCAGCUGGUGAAAUCCUUGCCCGGUGGCCCAUUGCUUUUCCAGCUGCACUGCUGUGCUGUCAAUGCCCAUGCUGACUCUGUCCCCUGCAGGAAGGCUGCUAUGGGAGAGGUGUCCUCUUUAACCCUUAUAAGCCUGUUGUUUUCCAGACUGUCUGCCAAACUGACCGCUUUAGGGUGACACCUGAGAAGUGGUCUCCAGGAGAGUGUUUGCCCCGGUGGGAUCUGAACCAUGUCUCAUCAUUCCCAAAUACCUUCCCUUGUUUCUUUGUUGGCUUGACUCGUUGUUGGCCGGAAACGACUCCCUGUCUGAGCCGCAGCUGGGGAUUUGGCGAGGAACCAGGUGCGGCUGUUCCUCUUGGGACCACGGCAGGCAGUUGGGAGCAGCAUGGACACGCCUGCCAUUGGCAAGGGAGGCGUGGGCCCCGUUGGCGUGAACGGCGCCAGGCCAUGCUUUGAAUAGCAAUAAUGUGCUCAUGCUGUGUCCCCCUAACCGUGCUUUAGAAGGUGAGAUGUGGCCCGGGUGACCUUGCCUUUCCAGCUCACUGCUCACCAGCGCACCUCCCUCAUCUCCCCGCACCAUGUGUCACAUAUUCCUGCAUCAGUGUCUGCGAAGGGAGGGCGAAACUGACCACAGGGACAUGUUACCAGGGCCCUGAUUACAGUUUACUCAGCGCUGAGCCUUAGUUAACUCUUUUGUUUGGGUGGUGUGGAGCAGAGGUUUUGGUGGUGCAUGCAAAGACAACUUUAACCUUUUAUCCUUUUGAAAGAUAUAUAUAUAUAUAUCUGUCUGCAUAGAUAUAUAUAUAUUAUAUAUUUGUAUAUAUAAAAUAGAUCUAUAUAUAUUUGUUUUAUUUGAGCCAUUCCAUCUGAACUGGUGUACCAAUGUACAAUGUAAAUUGAAAUGCUUAGCGUCCCCGGAUCCAGUAUAAAUGUAUAAAGAAAUAUUCUCUCACAGCCGUAUUUGCAAGUUAGGAUGUUACAGCUUUUUGCACAGGUCAUAAGUGCAACUCAUCACCCAGACUGUAAUGGGGACACGGCGGGGAGGGAGGGGCAGGGGUGUAGUGCAA